CCAGCUGCUCCGGAAAUCAUAUCGUUUCAUUUUGUGUGAUUGGCCACAAGCUGCUACCAUGGCGGACCUGGAGCCCGAAGAUGGUGUCGUCACAGGUGUUCCGCUGGAGAUCUUCGCCGAAGGCUUGCGUGCCCGGACGGAUGCCCGUCGCCUGGUGAAGGCGGAAGCCAGUGAAGAGCGGUGUGAAUAUACGAAAAUGUUGUGUGAGGGAGCCUUUCGCAGCAUGCGCGACUGCUACUUGAUGGAUUGCCGCGAGCAGACCAAGCGCUGCAAUCGCCUGAGGGACCUCAUGGAUGAAACUCAGAUUGCGUGCGAGGCAGCCUUCGCCAAGUGCCGUAAAAAGCCAGCGCCGGCGUCCAUGUGGCAGAAGAUCGCUGAGCUGCGGGGCCAAUGGUAGUCGGUCGGCGCCGUUUCCGUCGGUGCCGGCAUGGCAGACCGGCGCGGCCGAGUCGAAGAGAGGGAAACGCGCGGGAGGUGAUGGCGGAUGGAGCUACCGACUAGCAAAAAUGGAG
Durusdinium trenchii is the source of this 512-nucleotide messenger RNA. NCBI's taxonomy places the organism in Eukaryota, Dinophyceae, Suessiales, Symbiodiniaceae. The record is from the annotation of a GenBank genome assembly.